Xylaria bambusicola is the source of this 1570-nucleotide messenger RNA. RefSeq lists its product as uncharacterized. The record is from RefSeq and is a predicted model, not a curated record. Gene Ontology annotation, biological process: regulation of cell cycle; regulation of transcription by RNA polymerase II; regulation of cell population proliferation. Gene Ontology annotation, molecular function: DNA-binding transcription factor activity, RNA polymerase II-specific; RNA polymerase II cis-regulatory region sequence-specific DNA binding; transcription factor binding. Gene Ontology annotation, cellular component: transcription regulator complex. The transcript is spliced from 2 exons. Lineage: Eukaryota; Fungi; Ascomycota; Sordariomycetes; Xylariales; Xylariaceae. Bases 207 to 1058 code for a protein of 283 amino acids.
CUGUUGUCGUUUCUCUUCGUUUCGUGCCCUUGAUGUUACUGCUCCUCCUGGUCUCGAACCUGUGCAUAUGGUCCGAGAGUUGAGUGCCCCUACCCAUCGUAUCUGUCUCCAGAACUUGGCCUGCCUAUGCCGUCCCCGCUGGGUCAGAUGUGCUGCCAUUGGCCCCUAGAUGCUUGAGGAGCGAAUCAAACGCUCGCGCCUGUCGCAUGAUAUCCUCUCGACGGGGACUCCCACCGCCUGCGAUCCCCGAAAUGCAAGUCUUGGGGAAUCAAAAUCACACGCAUGUCGAUAGACAACAUGAUGUCCCCAUCUUAUACGACCAUGAGUUCGGAAAUCCUCCCUUCUACGAUAUCAAUGCCUCAGAUCAUGUCCUCUGGAGUGCCCAGGAGCGCAUUUGGAACCUGGAUGACUUUGUAGCCAGCCACGAUGCCAUUAAUAACUUUGUUCAUCUCUAUCAAGAAAAGCAGCACCCACAGCCGCCACCGCUACCACCAGUAGAUGGAGCAAGCAGUAACGAUUGCCACCAUGUCUUUGAUUACCACGUCCCGCUCGGAGAGUGGCCACAGGCUCUAUCUCUCGACACGGCAUUUGACAAGUUCAAAACUCCUGCAGCCUCCUUAGAUGCGACUCUAUAUCCUCCCACAGCGCAGACCGGUUUGGCCCCACUGCCGGCGAUGUUGCAGCCUUCGAAGAAUAUCAAAUGGAAUAAUAGGUCGUUGUCUCCCUUAUCGCCUAGAGACGCCGAGGAAAGUCCAACAAACCAAAAGAAGCGUAAUAGGAAUAGGCUGGCUGCCGCAAAGUGUAGGAGAAAAGCCAAGCGCGGAGUGGAUGAACUGCAACAGAGAGAGAGGGACCUUCUAAGAGAAAAUAAGAUGCUGAGCGCUCAGGCUUGCGCCUUGCGUGAGGAAGUGCUUCAACUCAAAACCGAGAUACUCCGACACAAAAAGUGCGACAACGACUUUAUCAGCCAGUACAUCCGCAGAUCGUCUACGCAGUCGGGGGUGGGACCGUCCGAAAACAGCACUUGCAACAGUACUCCGAGCUGUACCGAGUUCUGAUUACAGGUUGGAUUGCCUACGAUUUGCCUUCACUAACUCGGCGAUGGAUUACAUGUUUUUGCUCAUUUUGCACCCUUUAUACCCACUCGGUGUCAGUGCUUCAGUCUCGGUUGGGAGUUCUGAACGGAAAUACCAAAAGUUGAUUUAGUUUUAAUGGGCGUACACGUGGUGGUGUUCACGGUUUAAAAAGGACUUCACAAGUGUGUUUUUUGCAUGAUAUAGCUUCCUCUUACGAGGCCGUCUCCAAGACUAUAAUUACAGAAGAAUUAGUCUUCGGUACACAAAAUAGACCUUUUUACAGCAGAGUCUUGAGUCAUGAGCUCAUUCCGCCAUCUCACAUAUCUGACCCUUGCAGAAAUCUUUAACAUUACAUUUUUUUAGAGCUGGGGGCUGUUUCCGCCUUCAAAUCCCUGAUAACCUUGUCACACAUGACCGUUAUAUAUGGCAUAUUGGGGAACCCUGUAUCUAAAGGGGUAAGUUGCCUAGUGCAAAGUUAACAGUGACAUGUUCGU